Fimicolochytrium jonesii is the source of this 1485-nucleotide messenger RNA. Its product is annotated as Kif2 motor domain in complex with Adp. The record is from RefSeq and is a predicted model, not a curated record. Gene Ontology annotation, molecular function: ATP binding; microtubule binding; microtubule motor activity. NCBI's taxonomy places the organism in Eukaryota, Fungi, Chytridiomycota, Chytridiomycetes, Spizellomycetales, Powellomycetaceae. The transcript has a single exon. Gene Ontology annotation, biological process: microtubule-based movement. The annotation marks the transcript as partial.
AUGGCGAGGCAGAGCAAGAUCCGUCUUCUGCAGCAAGAGCGUUCGAGCCCAGCUUUGGGUACUACAACCAGCGUGCCGGCGUCCUCCUCCCAGAGUCCACAGAAACCAUCCGCGGCGGGGCCAAACCCGAAAAGCACCACAACACCCGUUGGUAGUCCCGCUCCCGUUACCGCCGCCCCAUCACCACCAGCAGCGACAUCAACACCCGCCCCUGCUCAGACGACCGCCAGCCCAAGCACCCGCGCCUCGAAAACCGUCCAAUCCAUCGCCCUCCUCGCCCAGCGCCGCGACAACCGCCGCCGCCAAUCCGAGCUCGCCCGCAAAGCCCAGCAGCAUGAGGCCGUCGCUAACAACGGGGACCUCGACUCUGUGCUGUAUCGACGGAAAAUCGACGCGUGGCGGGAGAAGAACCUCGCCGCGGGUGGAACUCACAUUGUUCAACCACCGCCACCACAACCAGCGCAGCAAGACGACCGAACAGUCCGCAUCAAAGUCUGCGUCCGCAAACGCCCCCUCAACGCCCGCGAAACCGCCGAUCCGGCCGUGUUCGACAUCCUCUCCACCCAAACCGCGCUGAUCCACCUACACGAGCCGAGAGUGCGCGUCGACCUCUCCAAGGACAUCGACACCCAGACAUUCGCAUUCGACGAGGUGUUUGAUGAGGCAGCGGAGAAUGAGGCGGUGUAUACGCGUACGACACGGGGGCUUGUGGAGGCGAUGUUUGAGGGGGGGAGGGGGACCGUGUUUGCCUAUGGGCAGACCGGCAGCGGCAAAACCCACACAGUCUUCGGCUCCCAAACCUCUCCCGGUCUCUGCUUCUACGCCUGCCGCGAUGUCUUCCACCACCUUUCCUCCCCCGCCUCACCCCACACACUCACCCUGCACGCCUCCUUCUUCGAAAUCUACACCGGCCAAGUCUACGACCUCCUCUCCCACAAAUCCCGCAUCACCCUCCUCGAAGACCACACCGGCGCCAUCCGCAUCCAAGGCCUCACCGAAGAAUCUCCCCCCGACCUCCCCUCCCUACUCCGUCUCGUAUCACUGGGAAACGAAGCGCGGACCACCGGGACGACGGAAGCCAACCCGGACUCCUCCCGCUCGCACGCCGUGCUGCAAUUACGCGUCCGUGAUACCGUCACCGGGAAGGUGGUGGGCAAAUUCUCGAUGGUGGAUCUCGCCGGCAGCGAGCGGGCGACGGACCGCGGAGUGGUCGGCAAGCGCGAACGGGUCGAGGGGGCCGAGAUCAACAAGUCGCUGUUGGCGCUGAAGGAGUGCAUCCGUGCCCUCCAUCGCUCUGGGGCGGGUAUGACGACAACGACGACACAUAUUCCGUUCAGAGCGAGCAAACUGACGCAGAUCUUGCGCGACUCGUUUGUGGGGAAGCGCGCGCAGACCGUGAUGAUUGCGACGGUGAGUCCUGGGAGUAAUUCCGGGGAGCAUUCGCUGAAUACGUUGAGGUAUGCUUGGAGGGUGAAGGAGAUGAAG